Molecule: messenger RNA, 2196 nt
Organism: Conger conger (European conger)
Lineage: Eukaryota; Metazoa; Chordata; Actinopteri; Anguilliformes; Congridae
Gene: fga
Product: fibrinogen alpha chain
Exons: 6
Coding region: 2-2086 (694 amino acids)
Biological process (GO): platelet activation; blood coagulation; protein polymerization
Cellular component (GO): fibrinogen complex
Molecular function (GO): signaling receptor binding
Source: RefSeq, a predicted model, not a curated record
AAUGACUAACCCCAAAUUAGUCAUGCAAAGGAUUCAAAUUGAGCGCAGAAGUAAGAAAGACCUGCAUUUCUCUCAUCUUCCAACAGAGAAAAGAAAGAUGGGACUCGUUUACCUUCUCUGCUGCUUCCUGCUACUGCUCCCCUCAGCGUUCUCGGAGGACGCUAUAUUGCUGAAUCCAAGAGGAGCUAGGCCUGUUGAACAUGGUCACAAGGCCUCAGAGUGUGCCACUGUGAAGGAAUGGCCAGGCUGCACUGACGAUGAAUGGGGACCUAAAUGUCCCUCCGGCUGCAGGAUUCAGGGGCUUAUGGACCAGGCUGACCAGCAUCUCGUUGCAAAGAUCGACAAGAUUCGCAAGUUUCUGGAUGAGAACCGCAAAUAUUACCGCACCACUAACCAAAACACAGAGCAAACCUACACUUUCCUACGAGAUAAGCUGGUCACAGACACAGGUAAUGACAACAAGUAUAUGGGUCUGGCUGAACAGCUCCGCCAGAGAAUCGUCAGCAUUAAGGUCAAAAUUGUGGCCCAACUCAAACUUCUUCAGGCCCUGAAGGGACGGAUUCGAGAUCAAGUAACAGAAAUGAAGAGGCUGGAGGUGGAUAUCGACAUCAAACUGCGUUCAUGCAAGGGCUCCUGCUCCAGUUACACAGAGUACUCUGUGGACCGGGACAGCUACAGCACUCUGGACAAACAGCUUUCCCAGUUGGAGGGCAUGGUUGUGCACAGCUCUGAGACCAUGACCACUAUCCGGGUGAUGAAGAGCUCAUCUGUGAAGCCUGUCACCGUCUAUAAGUCUGGCCCAGUUGAUGGGCAGGAGCAGAAAGAAUACUUUGAUGGUGUGGACCAGCACCAGUUUUCCCUGGAGGGCGCGGCAACUGGCUCAUCAUCGACUACGACCGUUAGCAAGGAGACAGGUACGGGGCAUCAAACGUCCAGUGGUUCGACCUCAAAUGUACACACCAGCACCCAUACAAUUUCAUGCACCCAAACCGUGAAAAAGAAAAUCGUACAGACAAAAGAUGGGCCUGUGGAGACGAUGGAGGUUGUCCGGAGUCCAGAGUGUGAGGGUCUGGAGGGUAUUGGUGACAAAGAGGGUGCUGGGACUGUCCUUAUACCCAACUUUGGCAACUUCUUUGAUGAGCCGGGUAAAGACACAUCAAUCACAACCUUGAACCAUGGCGGAGGUGGCACUGAUUUCUUCAAGUUCUCCAGCUCCUCCAGCUCCUCCACCAAAACCACGAAGAGCGGGUCCUCCAAGGACAUUUUCGCUGAUUUUACUGGUUUCACGGGUGGAGCAGUGGAAGAGGACCGUCCAAACAUCCAUGCCCGUAGUCUGAAGAGCCCCAGUGAGGCAAUGCAGAGCGAUUAUGUUGGAAAAGAUUGUGUUGAUAUCCUCCAGAAGCAUGCAUCAGGAGCUAAAAGUGGCCUGUUCAAAAUUAAGCCAGAUAGCUCACAGGAUGUAGUAGAGGUUUACUGUGACCAUGACACAAUGCUCGCUGGCUGGGUCCUGGUGCAGCAGAGAAUGGACGGGUCCGUUAACUUCAACCAGACCUGGAAGGACUACAGGAACGGGUUUGGCAGUGUAGACCAGCAAGGCCGAGGGGAGCUUUGGCUGGGAAAUAAGUACCUGCAUCUCCUCACUCAGGCAGAGAGCAUGCUCAGGGUAGAGCUGGAGGACUGGGAAGGCCAAUGGUUCUACGCUGAGUACUUAGUUAGGGUAGGACCAGAGACAGAUGGCUAUCCUCUGAAAGUCUCUGGGUACCAGGGCGAUUGCGGGGACGCACUUGUAAAGGGGCAGCCCAAUUUAGGUGCAUUCCUGUCCCACGCUAACAUGAAGUUCAGCACAUAUGACAGGGAUAGCGAUAAAUGGGAGGAGAACUGUGCCGAGAUGUAUGGGGGUGGCUGGUGGUACAACAACUGCCAGUCAGCUAAUCUGAACGGCAUUUAUUUCAAGGGGGGGCAAUAUGAUCCAGGUAGCAACAUUCCCUAUGAGAUUGAAAAUGGUGUGGUCUGGCUGACAUUGAAGCCAGCAGACUAUUCACUGAAAACCGUCCGCAUGAAAGUCAGACCCAUCGCCACUAUGUGAGAUCACCUGUGUAACAACAUUUGUCUAGAUCACAUGCUCUGAAUUUUAAUUUAUAAAAAACCCAAUGUAACUCCAAGAAGUUUUGCCAAUAAAAACAUGUGUUCACUUAA